GAAAUAAAAUAAAAUAAAUAAAUUACCAAAAACGAAAUCACCGAUUGAAUAGCAAAUAAUUAGAGAAUCCAGAAUCCAGAGCCCUUUUUCUUAUGCAAUAUAUAAUAUAAUAUAACUUUUUUAGGGUUUAUGUUUGAUCUUGAAUUUCAUUUUGAUUUCACAUCAUCACGUUUCUUAAUUUUGUUAUAGUCUGCUGAAGUCGAAGCCUUUUCGUUGCAGAAUUAGAGAUGGGCAGUGCCAAAGAAAAUGAGGAUGAAUCAGCACAUCCUUCAGGCACUGACAUGGCUAUUGAUGCAGAGCAACCUCUUCAACAAACUGAGCAUGCUUCUUCUCCCCACCCUGUGCCUAUGGACCAGGAUGACCCAGUCCCCUCUGAGAAUAGGAAUCCUUCAUCUCAGACUAUUGCAGCCCCCAACGAUCAUAAUAAUGUGCUGCCACAAUCUCAUUCUGAGACAUCCUCCAUUAAUAACACCUUGGAGUCGAAGUCUACUAUGCAACAAUCUCAAACUGAAGCAGACCUCGGUGAUCCUCAAAAAUUAGAGACUGAAGCAGCCCCAGAUACUAACAGUGCACAGUUGAAGACACCAUCUCAGGAUGAGAUAGUUCCAAAUGAUAAUAUUGAAGGGUUGAGAGCAGAUACUCAACCUCAGAUUGAAUCUGCUCUCAAUGGUAUCAAUAUGGAGCUCGACACUGUUCACCAACAGACUCAGAAUAAAGCAGUUUCCAGUUAUGAUAAUGUGGAGUUCAAAACCAGUCCUCAGACUGAGGCUGCUGCUGAUGACAAAGAUAUGGACUUGAAGUCUAGUCCUCAAAAGCAUCCGACUGAGGCAGGCCUCAAUGACAAUAACGUGGAUUUGAAAUCAGGUCCACAGCAACCCCUUGAAGGUUCAUCUUCACCUGCUCCUUCAGAUGACAGCAAAACUUCACUCAAGUCUGAAACUGAACCUCCUACUAAAGAAAAAACUACAGGCAAUGAAAACUCUGAUUGUAAACCUGAAACAUGUGGUGUUGAUGGUACCACCAAUUCAACUAGUAAUAUGGAAACCGCUAAGCUCACAGCAGAUUCCAAAUCUGAACCUUCUGAAGUGCCACAAAGUAAAUCUGGUCAUGCCGACACUGUUACUAAGGAGCACAGCGAACCUGCUAUACCUCAUGCAGAAACUUCAAGCAUUAAAACUGAACAUGAGAAUAAGCAAGAAUUGAAGAAUGGAAAUAGUGAAAUGGAUGUUGCACCCAAGAGUAAUGGCAACUCAACCUCUAAGAGUUCAUUUCUUUUGGAGAACUAUCAUGAUGGUAGUGAGUCAGGAUCAGAAGAGGAGCAAUUAGCAUUUAUGAAGGAGCUUGAAAAUUUCUUUCGGGAAAGGAGUACGGAGUUCAAGCCUCCUAAGUUCUAUGGAGAGGGAUUAAAUUGUCUAAAGUUGUGGAGAGCAGUUAUGAGACUGGGUGGCUAUGAUAAGGUGACUACAUGUAAGUUGUGGCGGCAAGUGGGAGAAUCCUUUAAACCCCCAAAGACAUGUACUACUGUUUCAUGGACAUUUCGAGGUUUUUAUGAGAAGGCACUUCUUGAUUAUGAGAGGCAUAAGACAAAUGGUGGCGAGCUUAAUCUUCCUCUUACUUCCAACCCAGAGCCUGUCAUUGUCGAUAAUCAGACUCCUGGAUCGGGUCGAGCACGGAGAGAUGCUGCAGCACGUGCUAUGCAGGGCUGGCACUCGCAACGCCUUCUUGGUAAUGGAGAAGUUAGUGAUGCAAUCAUCAAGGAUAAGAAUUCUGUACCUAUGCAAAAGCGUGAAAAACAGCUUAAAAAUCUCGGUAUAGUUAAGCGUAAGAAACCAUCUUACAUGGAACAUGCUGUCAAAGCUGCCCGUGCGAAAACAUCUAAACCUCAAUUGGAUGUAGAGGUGGUUGACCUGGGAUCGCCUGCUGAUUGGGUGAAGAUCAAUGUACAGAAAACAAAAGAUUGUUUUGAAGUGUAUGCUUUAGUACCUGGGCUUCUUCGCGAAGAGGUGCGUGUUCAGUCAGAUCCAGCAGGCCGACUGGUUAUUAGUGGUGAACCUGAGCAUCCUGAUAAUCCUUGGGGCGUCACACCCUUCAAAAAGGUUGUCAGCUUACCGUCAAGGAUUGACCCACAUCAAACUUCAGCUGUUGUCACCCUGCAUGGACAACUAUUUGUUCGUGUACCAUUUGAGCAGUCAGAUUAGGAGAGCUUCAGUAACAGUCAAAAUGUUUUAUUAUCCUUCCAAGAUUGUAGAAGUAAUUUGAGAGGUUUAGGCAAAAAGCUGGUGGAGUUGGUGCCAGUUUUGAACUCGGACACGUCAUUUGUAUUUUUAAUUUCGUAAAAUUUAGAUAGGAGGCUUUUCGUAUACCUUUCUUUUCUUGUCCUGCUAAUUUCUCAUACACUAAGGUUGGCCGUCUUUAUGGGAAUCACUUUGUAAUAAUAUAAUAUUCCUUGACAAAAGUCCAUUUUUCUGUUUUGCAUUGUA
Molecule: messenger RNA, 2480 nt
Organism: Ricinus communis (castor bean)
Lineage: Eukaryota; Viridiplantae; Streptophyta; Magnoliopsida; Malpighiales; Euphorbiaceae
Product: AT-rich interactive domain-containing protein 6
Exons: 13
Coding region: 228-2198 (656 amino acids)
Biological process (GO): regulation of transcription by RNA polymerase II
Cellular component (GO): nucleus
Molecular function (GO): DNA binding
Source: RefSeq, a predicted model, not a curated record